This is a messenger RNA of Paramecium primaurelia, 1832 nucleotides long. The record is from the annotation of a GenBank genome assembly. Lineage: Eukaryota; Ciliophora; Oligohymenophorea; Peniculida; Parameciidae.
AUGACUGAGAUUGGGAAUUAUUUAAUAGGUAGUGGAACCAUAAAUAUUUUGUAAUAGGAAAGACUAUUGGACAAGGCACAUUUAGCAAGGUUUGUUAAGCAAUCAAUCAAGUGAUAGGUCAUGAAACAGCAGUAAAAGUUCUUGAGAAGAAAUAAAUCAAUUAAGAAGGAGAUAUAGAACGAGUAAAAAGAGAGAUUUAAAUAUUGAAGCUACUUCAUCAUCCAUAAAUCGUGAAACUAUAUGAGGUUAAAUAUAGUAUAGAGUAAUCAAUAGGUAAUCGAAACAGAAAACCAUAUCUAUUUAUUUAUGGAGUAUGCAAAUGGUGGAGAACUAUUUGAUUAUAUUGACAGAGUUAAAUAGUAAAAUAAUUCAUUUUUAAUGAGUAGAGUAACAGAAUAUGAGGCAUGCAAAUUCUUUCAUUAGAUUAUUUCAGGAUUAGAGUAUAUGCAUAAUUAAAAAGUCAUUCAUAGAGAUUUGAAACCUGAGAAUUUAUUAUUAACUAGUGAUAGAGAUAUUCUAAUUGCUGAUUUUGGAUUAAGCAACCUUUAAAAAGAUAUGCUUAAGACUUGUUGUGGUAGUCCUUGUUAUGCAGCACCAGAAAUGAUACAAGGAGAACCUUACAAUGGAUAAAUGACAGACAUAUGGAGUUGUGGGAUUAUAUUAUUUGCAAUGAUAUGUGGUUAUUUACCUUUUGAUGAUUUAAAUACAUAGAAUUUGUAUUAAAAGAUCAUUAAUGCCGAAUUUACAUUCCCAAAACAUAUUUCAAUUGAUGCCAAAGAUCUAAUAAAGAAAAUUUUAGUAGUUAAUCCAUAAAAAAGAUAUUCAAUUUAGUAAAUAAAAAGACAUAAAUGGUGGCAAUUAUGGAAAAGAGAUGUCUAAUAUUUCGAUAUCAUUAGAAUCCGUCUAUGUCAGCAUUUAAGGCCAAAUGUAUUACAAUUCCUUGUUAAUUUCUACCAAACAGUCCUUAUAAUGAAGAUAUACCAAAUUUACCUAAAAAUUCACCAAGGAAUGCUAAAUCACCAGUUGCUAAAUCUCCACCUACAAAGUCUCCAAAUACAAAAUCAACUACAUCUAAAUUAUCAAAUUAUACUUAUAAAUAGGUUUAUGAUAAAAUUAAAAUGAGAUAAACACCAUCUAAAUCUUUACAUGAAUCUUCGAAUAAUUGUAAUCCUAAAAAUAAUCAUAAUACAAACACUAAUAAAUAAAAUAUCUUUAUUAAAUAAUAAAAUAAUUAUGCUUUUUAUAAUAAACAUAAAAAAUAACCUUCAGCAUAAUACUCAACUUUAAUGAAAUAAACAUAAUUCUAAAAAGUUGUCUAAAGUAUGCAUGAUAAUAGAAAUUAAAAAAUAUUUUCAAAUACAACAUCUUUUAAAACUCCUACUAAACAUUUUUAUUCUCAUAGUAAAAAUAUAAGUGAUUUGGAAAAAACUAAAUUUUCAACAACAUUAAAAAUUGAUGAAUCCUAAUCUACUUAAAAUAUUCUUUAAAGAUUUACUUCUGGUUUAAAUAGUUUAAGAAACUCUCCAAGAUAACCUAUAAAUAUUCGAGGGAUUGAAUAACACACUGGUCCCUAUCAUUUAUCUUUCAUAACUAAAAAACAUCCUUAAUUAUUUAUUGAUAUAAUCCACAAUUAUUUGAAAUUACAUUUUCCAAUAAUUAUUUAUGAGAAUUACUCUAUCACUUUAAAACUAAAAAAUGAUUCAUUACUUGAAUUAAGAUUGAAAAGAAUCGAAUAGAUAGAUGUAUAUUAUUUGGAUAUUAUCUAAUAAAAUAAUAACUUCGUUGAACUCUAUUAAUUUGUAAAGGAUCUAAAAUCACAUAUUAAAUUUUGA